Molecule: messenger RNA, 1616 nt
Organism: Chionomys nivalis (European snow vole)
Lineage: Eukaryota; Metazoa; Chordata; Mammalia; Rodentia; Cricetidae
Gene: Gpr39
Product: G protein-coupled receptor 39
Exons: 2
Coding region: 255-1604 (449 amino acids)
Biological process (GO): G protein-coupled receptor signaling pathway
Cellular component (GO): membrane
Molecular function (GO): G protein-coupled receptor activity
Source: RefSeq, a predicted model, not a curated record
UCCCUGACUCGUUCCUCUUAACUCCAGAGAGCUAUUUCCAAACCCCACCACCACUCACUGACGCCGCCAGGGAUCCUGGGGUGAAUUAUUCCAGGAAGUUUCAAUGAGAAAGCCGAAAAACUAAGUCACCCCUGGCCAGCCAAGCCCAGUGACGGAAAGUGCUGCGCCCACGCUGGUGAGUUGCAGGAUUUCUCUGGGAAGAGUAAGGAAAGUAGAGACAUUUGGGGAUCUGGUAGCCUGGCUCUCGCUUCCUCAUGGCUUCAUCCAGUGACUCUAGCAAUGUCUGCUCCAGUGUCAUCGACCACAGCCACGUCCGCGAAUUUGAGGUGGCCACUUGGAUCAAAAUCACCCUCAUCUUGGUGUACCUGGUCAUCUUCGUGGUGGGCAUCUUGGGCAACAGCGUCACCAUCAGGGUCACGCAGGUAUUGCAGAAGAAAGGCUAUUUGCAGAAGGAGGUGACAGAUCACAUGGUCAGUUUGGCUUGUUCAGAUAUCUUGGUCUUUUUGAUUGGCAUGCCCAUGGAGUUCUACAGCAUCAUUUGGAACCCCCUGACCUCACCCAGCUAUCCACUGUCCUGCAAGCUCCACACAUUCCUCUUUGAGGCCUGCAGCUACGCCACCUUGUUGCACGUGCUGACCCUCAGCUUUGAGCGCUACAUUGCCAUUUGUCACCCCUUCAGGUACAAGGCCGUGUCUGGACCUUGCCAGGUGAAACUGCUGAUUGGCUUUGUCUGGGUCACCUCCGCCCUGGUGGCGCUGCCCUUGCUCUUUGCCAUGGGUAUCGAGUACCCCCUGGUGUCUGUGCCCACCCACAGAGGCCUCAGCUGCAACUUCACUCGCACCCGUCACCACGAGCAACCUGAGACCUCCAAUAUGUCCAUCUGCACCAACCUCUCCAGCCGCUGGACCGUCUUCCAGUCCAGCAUUUUUGGGGCCUUCGCGGUUUACUUGGUGGUCCUGGUGUCUGUGGCUUUCAUGUGUUGGAACAUGAUGAAAGUACUCAUGAGGAGCAAGCGGGGCACUCUGGCAGGGGCCGGGCCACAGACGCAGCUGAGGAAGUCGGAGAGUGAGGAAAGCCGGACGGCGAGAAGACAGACCAUCAUAUUCCUGAGACUGAUCGUGGUGACACUGGCUGUGUGUUGGAUGCCAAAUCAGGUUCGGCGGAUCAUGGCUGCGGCAAAACCCAAACAUGACUGGACCAAGUCGUACUUCAAGGCAUACAUGAUCCUUCUCCCCUUCUCCGACACGUUCUUCUACCUCAGCUCUGUCGUAAACCCUCUCCUGUACAACGUGUCCUCUCAGCAGUUCCGGAAGGUGUUUUGGCAGGUCCUCUGCUGCCGGCUGAAUCUGCAGCAUGCCAACCAUGAGAAACGCCUGCGUGCCCACUUCAGCUCCACCAAGGACAGCACCCGCUCAGCCCGGAGCCCCCUCAUCUUCCUAGCCUCCCGGCGGAACUCUUCCUCCAGGAGAACAAACAAGGUGUUCCUAAGCACUUUUCAGACCGAUGCCAGGCCUGGAGAGGCUAAGCCCCAGCUCUUGAGUCCUGAGUCAUCACAGACAGCUGAUUCCACCACCGAGAAUGGUUUCCAGGAGCAGGGGGUGUGAGCGUCAAGUUCA